Molecule: messenger RNA, 1919 nt
Organism: Nylanderia fulva
Lineage: Eukaryota; Metazoa; Arthropoda; Insecta; Hymenoptera; Formicidae
Source: RefSeq, a predicted model, not a curated record
GCGGAGGCAGGACUGGCGGCGGCCGCCGAGAUGAAGCAACCGGAAGAGAGAACGGAGGAGGAGAAAAUGGCGUUGCUGGGCAGACCGCGGCUGGGUGAGGUAUCCCGGGCUCAGAUCAGGAUCAAAGAGUCCAAGGAGUUCAAGAAUACAGUGGAUAAGCUCGUCCAGCGAGCAAACGCCUCCAUAAUACUCGGCACGAGCUCUUGGAAGGAACAAUUCACGGAAGCGCUGACCGUCAGCGGAGGCGACGAAGACGAGGAGGGUGGUCAACCCUCUCCGCCAUCGGCGAUGGAUUAUCUCAUGCAUUCGCUCACUAUCUUCUGGAAAGUUCUCUUCGCCUUUGUCCCGCCUACCGAUAUAGCCAGCGGCUACUUGUGCUUCAUCGUCAGCAUCCUAGGGAUCGGUGUUGUGACGGCAGUAAUCGGCGACGUCGCCUCGUAUUUUGGUUGCACUUUGGGCAUUAAGGACUCCGUCACCGCGGUGGUAUUUGUCGCCCUUGGUACCAGCAUCCCCGAUACGUUCGCGAGCAAAGUGGCAGCUUGCCAGGACAAGUACGCCGAUGCGAGCGUGGGCAACGUCACCGGGAGCAACGCGGUGAACGUCUUUCUGGGGAUCGGCGUCGCGUGGAGUAUCGCCGCCAUUUAUCGUGCCUACCACAGCGAACCGUUCCUCGUCAAACCCGGCAACUUGGCCUUCUCCGUCACCAUAUUCUGCAGCGAGGCUUGCCUGGUGAUCCUGGUGCUGUUGGUGAGGCGAACGAAGUCGAUCGGCGGCGAAUUGGGCGGGCCUUUUAUACCGAAGGUCGUCACAUCCGCGUUCCUCUUCUCCCUCUGGCUGCUCUACCUCAUCCUGUCCACCCUCGAGGCCUACGGCGUAAUCCAGGCUUCUAAACUAAAAGAAAGGCCCCGUGCGACGCCACUACGUCGGCCUAUCCACUGCGUAUAUAUAUCUUAGCUCUGGCGUCCGCCAAGGCGUGUGCUCAACGAAACUUCUAUCCGGAUACAGAAGCGGAAUCGGAAUGGCACGAUUCCGCGAAGAACGAAUUCUGAACUGUGCCGGGAACUCUCACAUAAGUUCACCCCCGACCUGAGACAAUUUUAACAACGAACAUGAUCGCGUGACGUAUUAAAUGCGUGGAUACUAUGUGUAUGACUGUGUGCGCGUGCGUGUAUGUGUGCGCGUGUAUGCGUGUGCGUGUGUGUGUAGAUAUACCUGAGAGCGCAAGUGUGCGUGCUUGCGUGAAUGCGUCUAUAAUGAAGAGAAGAAAGAGAAAUCGAUAUCGAAGGAGAGAAAAAGAGUAACGAAGAAAGAAAAGAAUUAACGAAGAAGCGGAGGAGAAAAAAGUGCGGGCGAGAAAAAGAGUGAGUUUGCCUUAAAAUAUAACUCAAAAAUAAAAAAAAAAUAAAAAAGAAAACCGGAAAAAGGACAAAAGUGCGCAAGUUCUAGUCACACAUCGCCGUAUUUCUCCCGCGAGGAAAAUUCGGCUGCAAUCAAAAAAAAAAACAAAAAAAACAAAAAAAAAUAUAUAUAUAUACGGAAAUAAAGAGGGAAGAAAAGUGAAGACGAUAUAAUAAGGAAAGUAUAUAUAUAUAUAUGUGUACGCGGUGAAAAAAAAUCUCGCGAGUAUGUACGUGUAUUUAUUUAUUAAUCCUCUAAGGAAUACACAGGUUUCUAUGGUAUUUUAGUAGCGGACUUGUAUUGUGCAAUUCCUUUUUCGCGCCAGAGAGAAGCAAACAAUGUCGCUAAUUUUAUAUACACGCGUAUAUAUAUAUUGUUGUUACGAUAUAUUCCUUUUUUUUGUGUGUCGAGGGAAUCUCUGAUGGAUUAAUUUUCGCGACAAGAUUUCAAAGGAAGUGCAGAAAUUGAACAAUUAUAUAUUGAACGUAGUUGUGCAAUACAGGACCAGCUUUGAAAAAAAA